Myxocyprinus asiaticus (Chinese sucker) is the source of this 1218-nucleotide messenger RNA. RefSeq names its product peptidyl-prolyl cis-trans isomerase H. Gene Ontology annotation, cellular component: intracellular membrane-bounded organelle. NCBI's taxonomy places the organism in Eukaryota, Metazoa, Chordata, Actinopteri, Cypriniformes, Catostomidae. Gene Ontology annotation, molecular function: peptidyl-prolyl cis-trans isomerase activity. The transcript has 8 exons. Bases 127 to 690 code for a protein of 187 amino acids. Gene Ontology annotation, biological process: protein folding; protein peptidyl-prolyl isomerization. The record is from RefSeq and is a predicted model, not a curated record.
UCUGCCGUAGUGACGUCAUGGGUGGACCUUUUCGAAUCGUUCCUAUCAAAUUCAUGGUGUGUUUGUUGGAUAACAUUAACGGUUCACAUUUCUGCUGUCUGGAUUUAUAGAAGACCGAGAACAGCCAUGAACGUUCAGCCUUCAAACCCCAAUAACCCGAUAGUGUUUUUCGACGUCACCAUAGGAGGGCAAGAAGUGGGCCGAAUGAAAAUUGAGCUGUUUGCUGACAUUGUUCCGAAGACUGCAGAAAACUUUCGGCAGUUUUGUACUGGAGAAUUCAAGAAGGAUGGUGUGCCUGUCGGCUAUAAAGGCUGCACAUUUCAUCGGGUAAUAAAGGACUUCAUGAUCCAGGGUGGUGAUUUUGUCAAUGGUGAUGGGACUGGCAUCUGCAGUAUCUACAGAGGACCAUUUGCAGAUGAGAACUUCCGAAUGAAACACUCUGGCCCAGGACUCUUGUCAAUGGCCAACAGUGGGCCAGGAACAAACGGCUGUCAGUUUUUUAUUACCUGCACAAAGUGUGACUGGUUGGAUGGGAAACAUGUGGUAUUUGGAAAAGUGGUGGAUGGUUUGCUAGUCAUGAGAAAAAUUGAAGUGAGUGGCAUGAGAACUUUUGUGAGCCACACAUUUUUUGACUUCAGUUUAUUAUUUAUCUUAUUUGAAAUGUAUCAGUUAAUUGGUAUGCCAAGUUGAAGGUCUGUCAUACACAAACAUAUUUGAGGACAAUAAUGUGAGAAAUAACUUUUUGAUUACUAUUCUUAUAUCAAUUAAAAUUUCUUGCACAGAAUGUACCAACAGGACCCAACAACAAGCCCAAGCUGCCCAUUGUUAUCGGCCAGUGUGGAGAAAUGUGAUUUAUUUUUUAAUUUGAUGCAACAGAAAGACUUCUGACCAACAUGACUAGUUUACAUUGCAUAUUGUAAAUUACAGUGAAAUCACUGGUUAGAACUUGUCACUGUUUCAAAGCUGAUUUCAUCAGUGGCUCCUCUGUCCUCUGGUGAUAUUUGCAAAUGUCUUUGAACUCAACAACAAAAGACAAACUUGAAAACUUCAUCUUGAAUUCAAGACAGAACCAUGUGUUCUUUGUACAUGUUGAACCACAAGGCUUUUGUUUUUGAUCGCCCUUUUGAAAUGGCCUUACGAACACUGUUGACUGUGUUUUCUUAAAUACAUUUUGACCCAUGUUUUUUUAAAGCGUUGAAACAUUUUUUUUUUUUUUUA